Messenger RNA from Penicillium odoratum, 339 nucleotides. RefSeq lists its product as uncharacterized. The record is from RefSeq and is a predicted model, not a curated record. The transcript has 2 exons. NCBI's taxonomy places the organism in Eukaryota, Fungi, Ascomycota, Eurotiomycetes, Eurotiales, Aspergillaceae. Bases 1 to 339 code for a protein of 112 amino acids.
AUGUUCCACCGCGGUCGCACUACCACUACGAGAACCACCAAGCCGACCUUGAUGACUCGGCUUAAGGGUCCAAAUGCUAAAACCAAGACGGUGAAAACUACAACUACCACGACCCCUGCUUCCUCGCAUCACACACAUCACACUACGCACCGCACCAAUAAGCGUCAUUUGGGUCCCCAGGCCCAUCACCACAAGCGCAAGCCUACUAUUGGUGACAAAUUCUCUGGUGCUAUGUUGAAGAUGAAGGGUAGUCUUACCCAUCGUCCUGGUGUCAAGGCUGCGGGCACUCGUCGCAUGCACGGUACUGACGGUCGAGGAAGUCACCGUCAUGUUUACUAG